AUGGAAUUUAGAUUAGCCUGGGCUACUGAUUAGUUAGUUUCUUUUAUUGUCCCUUUAAAAGAUUUGGUUACUUCGGUUCUCUUUUAUAUGUCUGAUUUCGGCAAUUUUAGAAACGCAUAAAAAUUUGUUUCCAAAAGUGCUACAUAAAAAAUAAUGUCUGGAUUUGUCAUGGCUAUUAUUCCUUCUAUCUUGAGAAUUAUUUAAUGCAUAAGGGCCAUUUACUUGGGUAUUGAGUAUUUCACCAAGCUUUUCUACGUUUUUACCUUCUUGCAUGUUUUAGUUUUUAAUAGGCUUUUUAGAAAUGUUAAGAAG
Ichthyophthirius multifiliis is the source of this 312-nucleotide messenger RNA. RefSeq lists its product as hypothetical. Gene Ontology annotation, cellular component: membrane. The record is from RefSeq and is a predicted model, not a curated record. The transcript is spliced from 3 exons. Lineage: Eukaryota; Ciliophora; Oligohymenophorea; Hymenostomatida. The annotation marks the transcript as partial.